GGUCGAGAGCUGCAGCCAUCAAAACACCACAUAAGUCACCAUCACCACCAAAAACCAAACACUCUUCUGCAUACAAACUCCUCCUCACGAUUAUUGCACGCGACCGUUGAUCUCCUCCAUGUAAGUAGCACAUUGCACACACCUCCACAUCUCCAGACUGGUGAAAGCUUGGAGCCACAACCCCACUGCACUGGCCAGAGCUUUGCCUUGCAAGCUUCUUGUUGUUCAUGCUGGAGCUAAUGCACGCGAGCUGGGCUGCCACAUUACAACACAGCAACUGAUUUUUUUGAUCUGGAAAAACAGAAUUUCUCCCCACAAACCCAUUCCCAAGAACGAAAACCUCAGAGCAAUAUCAAGAUGACGCUCUACUACGGCCUCGUAAGUUCAGCAACCCCUCCAAACAUAUCCUCAAUAUCCCUAGCCUCCUGUUUUCAACCAAACCAGUCCGGCUUUGGCUCAAUCCACACCAUCCGUUUCUCGCUGACAAGCUAUUCCAACUAGGUCUUCAUGAUGCUAGCGGCUGAAGUCGUCUUCUUCGCGCUACUCGUCCUGCCAUUCCCAUUCAAGAUGCGCAAAUCGAUAUUCAACUUCAUGUACACCUUUCUACCCCGCUCGACAUCCACGGUUUGCUAACAACCACCGCAGUAGCACUAGUACCAUCGUAGCGAAGUUGCAAUAUGGCAUGAAGAUUGCCCUCAUCUUCGUCCUCGUUUUGUUCAUUGACAGUGUAAACCGCGUCUACCGAGUCCAAGUCGAGCUCCAUGAAGCCAACAACAACAAAGCCGGGUAUGCAGAAUUGGUUUCAUCCACACCGUUGUGAACUACAACUAAUUGCAUGAUAGAACGAUUAUGGGACACGAACGCAUGGAAGUGCAAGCACGAAAGUUUUACUCCCAACGCAACAUGUACCUCUGCGGAUUCACACUCUUCCUUUCCAUCAUCCUCAACCGAACCUACACCAUGAUCCUUGACAACAUUACUUUGGAGGCCAAGGUUAAAUCUUAUGAGUCGAACGCUUCUGCUGGUGGCCCGGAGAAUGUUGCUCGUUUGGAGAAGGAGCUCGCUAAGAAGGAUCGGGAUUUGGCUACGUUGAAGAAACAGGUUGAGGGCGUCAGUGCAGAGUACAACAGAUUGGGCGACGAGAAGUCCCCAAAGGAUGGUACACCAAAGAAGGACCGAUAA
Messenger RNA from Hymenoscyphus albidus, 1182 nucleotides. NCBI's taxonomy places the organism in Eukaryota, Fungi, Ascomycota, Leotiomycetes, Helotiales, Helotiaceae. The record is from the annotation of a GenBank genome assembly.